AUGUUGGUGCCGUCAGGCGCGACGCACAUUGGGCAACAGUGUUGGCUUUUGCCCUACCUGACUUUACUAUACCGGGAUACAACAAUGCCUCAGUCAUUGGAGAGGGUACAUCCAGAAGGCGACAUCUUUCUUGUUUUGUCAAAGUCUCCAGAAUAUGAAUACGAAUCAUUCGCACCCUGGAACGCACAAUCGGCAGGCGAGGAAUCGAAAUCCAGGUACACAGGCAAUACAGACAGCCAGGAUUCUGCCAUUUCAAGCCCACAUUCGACAACGAACGAUGAAAAACAAGACACUACAGCAUAUACCAAAGAUGGUGGUAGCAAAGCCGAAGAAUGUCUGAAGGAUAUGCUAGCCACCUCUCGCAGCGAGGCAAACGAGCCCAACUUAAGCGACUCGCAAGACUUCUACUUCCAAGUUUCAUCAAAACAUCUAGAGCACGCGUCUGACGUAUUCAAGGCAUGGCUUAAAUCGCCUCUUGGGGAGACACAAUUUCACGACGGACGACGAAAGCACAGUCUCCCAUUUGGUGAUCCAAAGGCGCUUUUAAUAUUGAUGAACGUGAUCCAUGGGAACAAUUCCAAAAUACCUAGGUCAAUUGACUUGGAGCUUCUAGCGAUGAUAGCAGUCUUGGUGGACUAUUUCAACUGUUCAGAGGCUGUGGAACUAGCUGUCGACCUCUGGAUCGAUCACCUCCGACACGAGCUGCCAGCUGCACACAACAGGGAACUUGUGUUAUGGAUACUUAUUUUUGACAAAUUUAGUCGGGAGAAGCUACUCGAGAAAGCUCAUGAGGUAUUCUCUGCAAGUAACCGCAUGAAUUGUGGAAGAGAUAAAAAGAUAUCCCCUAUCAUUAAAACUCUUCUCAAGCUUGCUACCAGACUUCAGAUGGGGCAAAGCAGAUGCACCUUAGCAUGUGAGUCAAUGCUCCUGGGAUCGCUGCUAAAGCACAUGGGACCACUCUGCCUUUUGUCACCUGGGCCAGUACACCCAUAUCUAGGCCACAGUUACAAACAAAUAGCAGAGGCAUUCUCUCUUUUUGAGUCCCCAACUUGGUUUUGCGAGGUUUCACGGCAGUCAUCACCAGAAGAGUCCGAUUGUAAGAUCAGCGGUCCCGAUAAUGGUCAAAUCGAGGGUUGCAAGAGGCAUAGGGCCCAUUCGUGUUCUUCGGAUCAUGACUGGAUAAAUUCGAUUCUUUUGAAGGUAAAGAGGGGCGUAGGGCCUUUCCCAUUCUCGCUCGAGGUACAAAACCUGGCGGCCGACCGCCGGAAGAAAGGAAGAACGAGUUGUCUCCGAAAGCCUGAUGCUGACCUCACGCACAAAACGCCAAGAUGUUCCUUCUUUAUGGAAACCGCACAUUUUGUCAGCUUGGAAGACAAUUAUAGCGUUAUACCAUCGCUUCGGCCCGGUAACAAAUUGUGCUGGGGCUCUAAGCAAGAUGAAGUCCUUAACAGACUGCUCUGUAGAGACGUUUUGGCUGGUCAAGCAGAAGCGGAGCUCUCUGAAUGGGACAUUCGCAGUCUCUGUAAUGUGACACGGAAGGUUUUAUUGUCCCAACCAACCAUGUUAUUAUAG
Messenger RNA from Pochonia chlamydosporia 170, 1572 nucleotides. RefSeq lists its product as hypothetical. The record is from RefSeq and is a predicted model, not a curated record. NCBI's taxonomy places the organism in Eukaryota, Fungi, Ascomycota, Sordariomycetes, Hypocreales, Clavicipitaceae. The transcript has 4 exons. The coding region runs from base 1 to 1572 and encodes 523 amino acids.